This is a messenger RNA of Penicillium canescens, 1419 nucleotides long. RefSeq lists its product as uncharacterized. Bases 1 to 1419 code for a protein of 472 amino acids. Gene Ontology annotation, cellular component: mitochondrial inner membrane. NCBI's taxonomy places the organism in Eukaryota, Fungi, Ascomycota, Eurotiomycetes, Eurotiales, Aspergillaceae. Gene Ontology annotation, biological process: mitochondrial respiratory chain complex III assembly; protein insertion into mitochondrial inner membrane from matrix. The transcript has 2 exons. The record is from RefSeq and is a predicted model, not a curated record. Gene Ontology annotation, molecular function: ATP binding; ATP hydrolysis activity.
AUGAACGCCGUCGACGGAGGUGGUUCCUAUCAAAGCCUUUCCCAAAUGUCUCUUUUAGAUGUCUUCUUUCCUGGUCUCAGUAUGGCCUCUGCCUCCGCACAGCAGCUGCUUGCCGGUAACCUGGACAGCUACACUCGGCUCCUUUGUACCUUAGGACUGUUUGUCCUCUUCACUCGCUAUGCAGUCCGCUAUGUUGGGGAGCUAGUGAGAAGCUACUUCACUUCGACAAUCCAUGUCUCAUAUUACGACGAAGCAUACGACAUGCUAGUUGAUUGGAUAGCUCACCAACCCUUUGUCCGCAACGCUCACUCAACGAUCGCUCGCGUUAGAUCUCCACAGCGAGCAACCAUCCAAAACCAAGCAAAGAAAAAGCCUUUGACCUUCUCGCCUUGGGAUGGAUCUUUCCCUUUCUGGUAUAGGGGACACCUGCUCAUACUUCACUGCACCGUCAAAGACCAUCGAGAAGAUAUCUACAUCUCCUCCAUUGGCCUUUAUCCAAACAUUCUCAAAGAGCUCGUUGAAGAAUGCCGAGAGAAUUAUCUUAAUAACAUUGACAAAAAGAUCACUGUUUUUGAGCACCGCGAAGGGGAUUGGAAGAAAACUAGGUUGAGACCAAUUCGGCCCGUCUCUACAGUCAUCAUGGACAAGCAAGUACAGGAUGACCUUUUGGGUGAUGUGAAGGACUUUCUGGAUGAAGAUACUCAAAAGUGGUACGCCGACCGCGGAAUUCCCUACCAGCGUGGCUACCUUUUAUAUGGGCCUCCUGGAACCGGAAAAUCAAGCUUCAGUCUCUCACUAGCCGGGGAAUUUGAACUGGAUAUUUAUACGCUUCAAUUGUCCGGUAUUUCGGACAGCAAGCUGAUGAAGCUAUUUGCUGAGCUUCCACCGCACUGUAUCGUUCUCCUAGAGGACGUCGACGCCGCUGGGAUGGGGCGUAGGGACGAUGCGGCCGCAGAUCAAGAGAGCAAUUCAGGCUCUGGAGUCACCCUAUCGGGUCUUCUUAAUGUCCUUGAUGGUGUUUCAUCUCAAGAAGGUCGGGUCCUCAUUAUGACAACCAACCACAUCGAACAUCUGGAUGAAGCGCUCAUUCGGCCCGGGCGCACAGACAAGAAAGUGCAUUUUAAUCUUGCGGAUAGGAAAAUUUCGGCUCAGCUUUUUUACACAGUCUUCAAGCAGACGCCCGACCCCAAUCAAUCUAAGAAACAACUGGGCGACGACACGAUUGUGAGGCUUGCUAACGACUUUGCUUCCAAGGUGCCAGAUGAGGUUUUCAGUCCAGCAGAAGUUUUGUCGUUCCUACUGGAGCAGAAGAACUCGCCUUUUGGCGCUGUUGCUGGUGUUGAAACCUGGGUAGCAAAGGCAAAUGAGGCAGCGAGCCAACUGAAGAGAGAUGGUUCUUGGGUACAAGAAGGACGUUAA